Molecule: messenger RNA, 638 nt
Organism: Cuculus canorus (common cuckoo)
Lineage: Eukaryota; Metazoa; Chordata; Aves; Cuculiformes; Cuculidae
Product: avidin
Exons: 4
Coding region: 89-535 (148 amino acids)
Molecular function (GO): biotin binding
Source: RefSeq, a predicted model, not a curated record
GCAAUAAAAGGGCGAAGGAGCGAGCACUUCAGCAGAGACCUGUGAGGAGCACAUCCCUGGGUACGCCAGCUGUCUGCUCGCUGCAGAGAUGGUGCAAGUGACUACCUUUCUCCUGGUGCUCAGCCUGGCCCUGGUGGCUUCUGGCCUCUCUGCAAGAAAGUGCGUGCUGACUGGGCAGUGGACCAACGACCUGGGCUCCAACAUGACCAUUGGGGCUUUGAACGGAAAAGGCGAAUUCUCUGGUUCCUACCACACAGCCGUUACUGCCACCACAAACAAGAUUCAGAUUUCACCACUGCAGGGGUCGCAGCACAGCACAAACCAGAAGAGCCAGCCUACCUUUGGCUUCACCGUCAAUUGGCGUUUUUCAGACUCUGUCACGGUCUUCACGGGCCAGUGUUUUGUGGACGAGGACGGAAGGGAGAUUUUGAAGACCAUGUGGCUCCUGCGGUCCCGUGUGAACAGCAUCAAGGAUGACUGGAAAGCCACCAUGGUCGGCAUCAACGUCUUCACCCGCCUGCACUCACGGGAGUGAGGAUGGCAGCAUGGAGGUUCCCGUCUCGGCUGCACCGAGGAUACAGACACUCCCCAUCAUUCCCCAUCUCCUGCUUCUCUCAAUAAAACUUUGCUGCAAAUAC